AUGUCGUACCCAGUUGUGGUUAUUGACAAUGGUACGGGCUAUACCAAGAUGGGCUACGCCGGCAAUGAGGAGCCAACAUACAUUAUACCUUCUGUGUAUGCCGAUAAUGAAGCGGCCAGACGACGAUCUAAUGAUGUAUUUGAUGAUCUUGACUUUUACAUUGGAGAAGAGGCCGCCGCACGGGCCGGGUCCUGCAGUAUAUCGUAUCCCAUCAAACACGGCAUUGUGCAGGAUUGGGAUAAGAUGGAGCGUAUGUGGCAACACUGUAUAUAUAAAUAUCUGCGAGUGGAGCCAGAGGAACACGGAUUUAUUCUCACAGAACCACCGGCCAAUCCACCAGAGAAUCGAGAGUACACCGCUGAAGUGAUGUUUGAGACAUUUGGUGUUAAACAAUUACACAUUGCCGUGCAAGGCGCACUCGCACUGCGGGCCUCAUGGACAUCCGGCAAAUCGCAGGAACUCGGCGUGGCUGGAAAUGAUACUGGAAUCGUCAUUGACUCCGGUGCGGGAGUAACACAUGUUAUUCCCAUUGUAGAUGGAUUUGUAAUGAAUCAAGCUAUUCAUCAUAUUCCACUCGCUGGAAGAGAUAUCACGAACUUUGUUUUAGAGAGACUCCGUGAACGUGGGGAACCCGUUCCACCCGAUGAUGCCCUUCUACUAGCACAACGUAUAAAGGAACAGUAUUGCUAUAUUGCUCGUGAUAUUGCAAAAGAAUUUAAUACAUAUGAUCAAAACCUUCCCAAGUACAUCACUAAACAUCAUGAUGUGAAUAGUAAAACUGGACAAACCUAUACAGUGGAUGUGGGGUAUGAAAAAUUCCUUGGACCGGAGGUUUUCUUUCACCCAGAAAUAUUUAGUAGUGAAUGGACUGUACCAUUACCAGAAGUAAUUGAUCAAGCCGUAUGGGCAUGUCCUAUCGAUUGUCGACGUCCACUUUAUCGUAAUAUUGUCCUUUCUGGAGGAACUACUAUGUUUCCAAAGUUUGAUAAAAGAUUACAAAAAGACUUGCGAGCUAUUGUGGAUCGUCGGGCGAAAAAAUAUAUGGCCGCAUCCGGAGAUCCCAAUCGGCAGAUUUCAUAUGAAGUAAAUGUGGUAUCACAUGAACGACAGAGAUAUGCUGUGUGGUAUGGGGGAAGUAUGUUAGGGUCAAGUCCAGAGUUUGCCAGCAUAACGAAAACAAAGAAAGAGUAUGAAGAGUAUGGUCCAUACAUUUGUCGACAAAAUAACAUGUUUCAUUCUAUUUUUGAAUAG
Messenger RNA from Trypanosoma theileri, 1251 nucleotides. RefSeq names its product actin-related protein 3. The transcript has a single exon. Gene Ontology annotation, cellular component: Arp2/3 protein complex; actin cortical patch. NCBI's taxonomy places the organism in Eukaryota, Euglenozoa, Kinetoplastea, Trypanosomatida, Trypanosomatidae. Bases 1 to 1251 code for a protein of 416 amino acids. Gene Ontology annotation, biological process: Arp2/3 complex-mediated actin nucleation. Gene Ontology annotation, molecular function: actin filament binding. The record is from RefSeq and is a predicted model, not a curated record.